This is a messenger RNA of Paramuricea clavata, 2072 nucleotides long. NCBI's taxonomy places the organism in Eukaryota, Metazoa, Cnidaria, Anthozoa, Malacalcyonacea, Plexauridae. The record is from the annotation of a GenBank genome assembly.
CCAAGCUAGUGAUGUAGUAUUGUGGUGUAUUUGACAUUUCAUUAGGACAGUGAGCUGUCUUAUGUUACCAUGGAAACUUGUGUCAUUGACAUAGUGGAUGACCAGUGGCGCAAGGAUCAAUUACCUUUUGAUGGUAAGAUAUAGUGAACAUGUCAUUUCUUCUGCACACAAUCUUCUACCAUAAUAAUUGUGUCGAUGUCUCGCUCUAGACUGGCCUUGCAAAUAGCUCAGGGAAACAUUGACUUCAAUUAGCCUUUCAGUUUAUAAUUAAAAUAAUGUUUUCACAUUGCUUAUAUUUUUCAUGUCGUUUUCAAAAAAUUACCCCAAAAAUGGCAUUUGGCGUUUGUGAGAAUUUAAAGGCUAUAAUUGUAUCAGUUUUGAAAAACUGUCUUGCAUAUGUAACAGUGUCAUUGUUAUAGCCAGACUGUUUGGUUUGCAUGUGUACCUGUGCAGAAGUUUCAGCUGAAUUUCUGUCUGUGCAUCUUCUGGAAACAGAAUCCACAUAUUUUGGAUAAAAUUAAUGCAUUUAUGCAGGGCCGGAUUAACGUUGCUCGAGGCCCGCGGCAGAUUUUAGCACGAGGCCCCUCAACCCUCCCCCCGUUAUGAAAACCUUUGCAAUUCAAAGACACACAAAAUUGUUAAAUAAUUGCUUUCAAUAUUUCAAUUGAUUGGCAUCAAUUAUAAACAAUUGCCUGCCUGGCCCAGUUGUUGGGUCAACAAUAUAAACAGGAUCAUAUAUAACAGAUCAGCACAACUGGAGAUUACAUGCAUACGAGUAUUGUAUAUUUUCCUGGGGUAAACUGCCAAUCCUAGGGGCCCUAAAUGCGCGAUGUCCCUAAUUCGCGAGGCACCUAUAAUGGGUGUAUCCUAAUAGAAAAUAGGCGUGUUUUUGUAAAAGUGAGCGUGGCGCAGUAAAGCGCGAGGCCCCCAUAAGCGUGAGGCCCGCGGCAUAUGCCGCAUCUGUCACAUGGUUAAUACGGCCCUACAUUUAUGGCACAUCAGGGCGCAUUGCCACUUAAAUGUUUUCUAUUUUGUGUGGAUUAUUUUUUAGACAUUCUCAUUCCCGAGAGAGAAUUGCCGCCAAGUGAUGACACUGACAGUACGUUUUAGUGUGCUUAUCAUAUAAUUACACUUAAAUUUUCUUUAUAUGUAAAAACAAAAACUUUGGGUCAUAUUCAUGCCAUAUGUUGUUACAUUUACUAAAUAUUGAUAUUGUUGAUGUUUAUAUAUUAGAUAUGGAUUAGUGUUGUUUUUAUUGGAUGUUAAUAAUUGUGCACUCUAAUUACCAGAUAUUGAUAUUUCCGAAACCAUGAGAGAACAAGAUGAAAAGUGGAUGGACCUUGGCCUUCAAAAUUUACAGGAAUCACCAAGACAUAAUUGAAUAAUUGUUUUGUCUAUAUAGCUAGAGAAGUUAUUUUGACAUUGUUUAUUUAUUUACUGCAUGUGUGGAUACAUUGUAUGGCCUCAUAGGUUUUUUUGCAGUUCACUAAAAAUAUAUUUGACAACAAUCAGUGAAUGGAAGAAGAAGACAUAUUGUUAGCACAGCAGUUUUCUGGGAAAUUGCAUGUUCUUGAAUAAUCUGACAUACUACAUUGAUAAGGUCAGGGUGUUCCAAAAAAACCGCAAAACCAUUGAAAUAACGUAUUGUUAAAAUUUGAAUUCCCUAACACUAAGCUGAGCGCAAAGAUGUGUAAAAUAUUGACAAGGGUGCAUUUAUAAAUAUUGACUUAUUAAGAAAUUAAAAUAUCUUUGUAAAGCGCACAAUUUUCUGCUCUUGAGAAUUUAAAACAGCUUCUUAAACGGUUUUCUUUGUGCAUAAAAUUUACUUAAGCUUUGAUACACGUGUGGGUUCAGCAAAGUGCCGAGGCAUUCAAAUUCUAACAAUACGUUAUUUCAAUAGUUUUCUUCGUUUUUUUGGGAAUAUUAUGAGAGAUAUAUACCCAAUAUUGAAUUAAUAAUGUUUCAUGAUUUCAACAUGAUACUUAUAUUACUGUUUCAUUGGCAGCCAUAUAGUUCAUGCCAACACAUAUUUUGCACACCAGGUAAAAGACGCACAUAUAUGAAACAAGGCG